Molecule: messenger RNA, 634 nt
Organism: Aspergillus brunneoviolaceus CBS 621.78
Lineage: Eukaryota; Fungi; Ascomycota; Eurotiomycetes; Eurotiales; Aspergillaceae
Exons: 1
Coding region: 1-528 (175 amino acids)
Source: RefSeq, a predicted model, not a curated record
AUGUCUUAUUCUGACACGGUGCGCGUGGCCGGCACCGUGGCGAGAUAUAUCAUGAGCCUCAUGGAUUCGAUUGUCUCGCAGUGUGGCCCGCUGGCGAGCGUAUUUGCGAAAUUGGACGGUCUUCAGAGCCUGCUACAGAUUGGUUUGGCUGUGGUCUCCGACGACAUAGGACCCUCUCGUGAUUUCUGGCUCGAGUUCGACUACUUGGAAGUCUUUCUGGCCCUAAGGUCCUCAAUGCACAUGAUCAUCGCUGGCAUGCAAAAUGGAGAGCCAGCCCCCUUGGCCUAUUGUGGCGAAGCCUUAGUACUACAGGUAGAGAAACUGCACAGAAGACUUCAAAGGGUGCAAUAUCCUGAGACGGGCUCGCUGAAGGGUGUUUUGCGUCUGCUAAGGAGUCAUAUGGACAUUUUCUUUACUGACCCUGGUUCCCUUUUCAAGUACGACGUCGCCUCCACCCCUGGCAGUGAAGCCUCUUUCCCCCGCCCCUGGAGCGACGAUGCUUCCCCUGAAACAGAGGAGCUGGUCUAGGCAGCCUGCUUCGGUCGGAAGCUUGGCUAUCGGAUUGGGAAUCCUUAUUGCAAAACGUGCCAACCUGGAAGUGAUCUGUUUACGGAAGUUGACCAAAAGUCUUGCG